Aspergillus uvarum CBS 121591 is the source of this 1875-nucleotide messenger RNA. RefSeq names its product DUF4246 domain-containing protein. The record is from RefSeq and is a predicted model, not a curated record. The coding region runs from base 1 to 1875 and encodes 624 amino acids. Lineage: Eukaryota; Fungi; Ascomycota; Eurotiomycetes; Eurotiales; Aspergillaceae. The transcript is spliced from 2 exons.
AUGGACAACAGCGGCGAUGGCCCUCUCCAAGUUCCUGGAUUCAAUGAUGUUCCUCUAUACUAUGAGCUACCCAGAGGCUCUCGCUUCGCGCAUGGGAUCGCAGACUGGAGACAGAGCCCACAGUUGACCCUGCGGGAGAUUUGUAUGCUACAGUUCAUGUCCUACGUCACCGAGCAGCCAGACUGGGAAAACAAGUGCGACGACCCCGACACCUUGGAGAUCUGGCGUGAAAAGGCCGAUAGUGCUUUUGACCUGGAUCAGCCAUGCUGGGACUGGUGCUACAAAGAGCUGCAAGACAAAGCAGAUGACUUCAAGCGCAAGGGUCACGUGGCCGUCUUUGAUGCGGACUCUCGAGUCAUCAAGGCGGAAGUCGACGCUAGUCUUCUCGCCGAUCUUCGGACAGCCAUGGAACCACUUUUCUCAUCGACAGAAGAGCCCGAUUCGGAAGACAAAGAAGCGCCCGUGGAGGCUGGUGUUCAAGGCCCCAUCCGGCAUGUGGUCGAUCCAUCUAUGUAUCCUCUUGUGUAUGGACAGACCAAAGUUCUUAUUAAUGGGGGCAAGGUCGAUCUCGACAGCUUUGAGUCAUGCGAUAACUCUCGGUGCCAGACUUCUCCAAUUCCUGACAAGUUGACCAAACAUCCGUAUGAGCUAAACCACGGGGAGAGAGAUCCAGACGAUGGUCGAGUGACAAACAAGCCUAAAUACUGGUCAAACAAAUUCCAGUGGCUUCCGUGCGAAGUCAAGUUCACAAAUCGAGGAGAAACCAAGAUCACCUCCUACAUCAAUGGUGUAAAUCCAAGGGAGAAAGAAACUUACCAAGCACUUGAGAGACUAAUCGCCACCGCCAUACAGCCGUGGAAUGAGAUGCUUAUCCUUGGAAACCAAGGUCGAACUCCGAUUCGUAUUAGAACUUAUGACUUUCAAACUGAAAACGAGGCGUUGCCGCAGGCGUACAACCUUCUAUGGGGCACAACUGUGGGGUUGAAAGUGAGAUUCUCCGAAGAGCAGUGGCCUGAGAUCCGAUCGCAAGUCAGGGACUACUUGAAUCUCCCCGAAUAUGAACAACGAUACCAGGUCGAUCCGAGUGAAUCCAAUGUCAAGGACCUCCUCGUCAGCAUGGACCCCAAGAACCCCACACCACCGCCUCCUGACCCAGACCACCAAUUCUACACCGUUUCUCUCCGGAACCAAUUUCAGGACCUACAGGUGAUUAUUAGGGUGUCUGGCAUUGAUCUGACCCCAGAAAGGCCCUUGUAUACCGGGGAACCCCAGUUUGGGGUGGCCGGUAUUCUCAAUGAGCAUAUUGUUGCCACAGCGGUUUGCUAUUUGGACGUGGAUAAUAUCAAAGAUCCGAAAGUGUCAUUUCAACAAGAGACGCUUUUGAGUACCCUGGACUUUAAUGUUGAAAAGUACCUAAUUAUGAAUCGAGUUUUCGACGUUCCAGAGGAGGAAGACGAUAAACUACCACCAGCACUGCAGAAUCUGGGCUCUAUUUUUGUUUCCCAAGCCGGGCAGCUCCUCUCUUGGCCGAACACGCUGCGAUCCCGAGCAGAGUCUUUCACUCUUCGCGACCCGUCUCAACCCGGCCGCCUUCGAUUUGUAACCCUCUGGCUGGUAGAUCCCCAUUACCGAAUCUGCUCAACCCAGAAUGUCCCACCCCAGGACGAAAGCUGGGUUGGCACAGCCAUGGUUCAUUCACAGGAGCAUACGCAGACUCGGGGAUCAAUAACGCUCGCAGAAGCGAUUUAUACUAAGGAACAGAUGAACCAGGAGAGAAUCUCUGCCGCCUGUGCAUUUCACCGGUAUGGUCAUGGUGCUCACAGAUACGCCGAUGAUUAUCACGCAUUUUACUAUGGCAGUCGCGAAGAGUCCUGA